Messenger RNA from Thermothelomyces thermophilus ATCC 42464, 1050 nucleotides. RefSeq lists its product as uncharacterized. The coding region runs from base 80 to 952 and encodes 290 amino acids. Gene Ontology annotation, cellular component: mitochondrion. The record is from RefSeq and is a predicted model, not a curated record. The transcript has a single exon. Lineage: Eukaryota; Fungi; Ascomycota; Sordariomycetes; Sordariales; Chaetomiaceae.
CGUGGCCCCAGUCUCAGCAAAAACCAUACUUUUUGCGCCACACGUCUGGUAUAGCCUGAUCAACGACACAGCUCCCACUAUGCGUCUCAUCCAGCCUUCUAAUCUCAUAUCGCAAUCACUCUCUCGCCUUCUCUUCCGCCCCCCGCCGGCACGCCGAGCCCCACGUGCCCCACGCGCCCAGCCAUCAGCCACUCUCAGACCGAAACAACGGCCAUACAGCACAGCCUCUCAAAAGCCGAACUCGGGCGCGCCGUUAACAACAUCGCCGACCUCGACGACGACGACGACGACGACGACGACAACAACAACAACAAACACAACAGCAUCUUCAGCAGCAACAGCAGGAGCAGACUCGACAAGAGCAGCAGCAGCAGCAACCACCCGCCUGACCCGACUGCUGUCUCGCCUGCCGCGGCCGCUGCAGCGGUACGCCUCGCGCCUGCGCGGCGCCCCCCUCACGCACGUCGCCGCCUUCCUCGUCCUGCACGAGAUCACCGCCGUGGUGCCCCUGCUCGCCCUGUUCGGGCUGUUCCACUACACCGACCGCGCACCCGUCUCGUCGGCGUGGGUGGUCGAGCAUUGCGGCGCCUACGUGCGGGAGGGCGUCGGCCGGUUCGAGCGCUGGUUCGCCAAGAAGGGCUGGUUUGGCUUCGGGGAGGAGGAGGAGGAGGAGGAGGAGGCGUCUUCUCCCUCUUAUUCGCCUUCUUCUGGAGAGAAGGGUAAGCAGGGAAGCGCGAGCCGGGAACUGGAGGGGUUGGGAACGGCGGAAACGGAGGCGGCGCUGGAGAGGUGGGAGGCCGAUCCCAAGUAUCGGAUCCUUGUCGAGAUUGGUCUGGCGUACGCGCUGACCAAGGUGCUCCUUCCGGUGAGAAUCGCGGCGAGCGUGUGGGCGACGCCGUGGUUUGCCGGAGUGUUGGGGAGGUUGGGCAGGUUGGCGAGGAUGAGAGGGUGAUGGUUCGGUCAAACGUAUAGAGACAUAUCCGUCCGUCCCGGGUCGUCAAAGCAAGAAACCACCCCGACUAGCGGUCGAAUCUACGGCCUGAAAAGGCC